Messenger RNA from Orbicella faveolata, 1164 nucleotides. RefSeq lists its product as uncharacterized. The record is from RefSeq and is a predicted model, not a curated record. NCBI's taxonomy places the organism in Eukaryota, Metazoa, Cnidaria, Anthozoa, Scleractinia, Merulinidae.
AGAGGGACUACUCGUAGUCUAAACUCUGGCCAUCUUAUCGAAUUUAGUAUUUAUAUAUAUUUAGCGGAGCCGAAGGCAUUCCCGCUCGCUCUUACACUUGGUUUUAGUGGGGCCGCUCUUCUGGUGUUGCUGUUCAUUGUUAUACUGUUGAUCCGUCAUCACCGUGGAAAGUAUCGGGUCGAACAGAAAAGACGGGAAGCCCAGAAGAAAAAAGAGACUGAGCUAGAAAUGGAGGUACAGCAGCCUGGGAACGACGUAACCGUGAACCCCGAGGUGGUUUAUCAGUUGGAGAACGCCGCACUUGACACCAGUGAUGAAGGAAUAACCAACGCAAGUCCAGCUCCAGAAAAUACCACCGACUAUGCUACAUCAAUCGGCGAUUCAUCACAACCUCAUUUAAGCGUGGCUGAUCCCGCUGUGGAAACUGCUCAAGAACAACAAGCAGAUGCGCAAGGGAAUGCAGACAGCCUCGACAAGCAAAUGCUCGAAAAAGGCGACAAAAAUGACGACCAGUCAAACAAAGAAUUUGAAAUGUCUUCACUGAAGGGGGAAAAAGGUGGAAUCUCUGUGCUCAUUGCCAGAUACGAUUCAUCAGUGGACAAGCUUUUAAAUCUGAUAUGUGAUGGAGCUCAAAAGAGCGAUGAACGAGAAAUCCAGAACUGCGAGCCAUUGAUUCUCAUCAAGCAAAUGGAAGACGCACUUCAAGAAAUCAGGAGACCACGCAAACAACAAGAAGAGGAGACUGCAAUUCAGAAGAUGGAAAAUACCAUUAAAGCCUUGCGACUUGCAUACGAAGAUUCAAACAUCACCGGAUAUAGUAAUUUGCUGCCUUUGAUGGAGGAGCUCAAGGAGAACGUCGCUGUUUUGGAAAAAGCUGCAAAUAAAGAAGGAUGCGUUCUUCCAGAAGAAAACGAAACUGCAUUCUAGUCUACUACAGGAUCAAAACAAACAUGAACUCAUUUAUCCAUGAGGUUCUCAAAUAAGCUCCAGGAAUUGGUGAGAAUCACCACUGUUCUCGGUCACGUGUAUCCAAUAACCAUGCAUUCAGAUUUGAGUGCAGAAAUUGAUCCUCAACGAUUCUGGUCAAGUUACCGUAAAUCCUCGAAUUAGCACCCCCUUCCAACCUCGAAUAAGCGCCCCUCCUAUCGGCCGAAAUUUAAAAUA